This is a messenger RNA of Brassica napus (rape), 2065 nucleotides long. Its product is annotated as inositol phosphorylceramide glucuronosyltransferase 1. Lineage: Eukaryota; Viridiplantae; Streptophyta; Magnoliopsida; Brassicales; Brassicaceae. The transcript has 8 exons. The record is from RefSeq and is a predicted model, not a curated record. Bases 154 to 1836 code for a protein of 560 amino acids. Gene Ontology annotation, molecular function: glycosyltransferase activity.
CGUAGGCUUAUAAAAGCUUUCUCGGCGGUGAAAGGAAAAAUAAGUGAAUUCUCACUUCUCAGACACAGAGCACAGAGACAACACCAAAAAUGAUGUUUUUCAGAACUCUAUUAACGUUUAGUUUCCUUAAAUUUCCUCGAUUGUAAGAUCCGAAUGAUUAUUAUGGUGAGACUCAAGGCGAGUCUCUGGCUUCUCGUGUUCUCAAUCGCGCUGUUAAAGGGCUCCUUUGGAUCUGAAUCAAGUAAGGAAGCUUAUGUCACACUUUUAUACGGAGACGAGUUCUUAUUAGGAGUCAGAGUGCUGGGAAAAUCGAUUCGAGACACAGGAUCCGACAAAGAUAUGGUCGCUUUGGUCUCCGACGGCGUCUCAGACUACUCCAAGAAGCUUCUCAAGGCUGAUGGGUGGAAAGUAGAGAAGAUCAGUUUAUUAGCAAAUCCAAACCAAGUUCACCCCACAAGGUUCUGGGGUGUCUACACAAAGCUCAAGAUCUUUAACAUGACUGAUUACAACAAAGUUGUGUAUCUUGAUGCUGAUACUAUUGUGGUAAAGAACAUUGAUGAUCUGUUCAAGUGCUCCAAGUUCUGCGCGAACUUGAAGCACUCCGAGAGAUUGAACUCUGGUGUCAUGGUUGUUGAGCCCUCCCAAGCUCUUUUUAAUGAUAUGAUGCGGAAGGUGAAGACUUUGUCUUCUUAUACCGGAGGAGACCAAGGGUUCUUGAAUUCUUACUAUCCUGAUUUCCAAAAUGCUCGUGUUUUCGAUCCUAGUUUGACCCCUGAAGAGUUGAAGAACAGACCUGCUCCUGAUAUGGAGAGGCUUUCGACGUUGUACAAUGCUGAUGUUGGUCUUUAUAUGCUUGCUAAUAAGUGGAUGGUGGAUGAGAGUAAACUUCAUGUUAUUCACUACACACUAGGCCCUCUUAAGCCUUGGGACUGGUGGACAGCUUGGCUUGUGAAGCCUGUUGAUGCCUGGCAUAGCAUUAGGGUGAAGCUUGAGGAAACUCUUCCUGGAACUGGAGGUGGCAAAAACCAGAAGGAUGAGUUCGUUGUCAAACUCCUGUUCUUGUUACCUCUUUGUGCGCUUUUGUUCUGCGUUUAUAGAUCUAUUCAAGUUAGCACUUCUUUGUUUCUUUCACCUCUUGCUACAUUCUUUCAUCCUUUCUUGAUUUUAAAUUCAUUAUUUUUCUUGCAGGUUCAUGAGGGUUCAUUAUUCAAUCAGAUUAGAUAUCUUUAUUACAGAAUCAGAUCUAGUGGAACACGCGGUGUUUCUACAUUUUCGACCAUGAAUCCCAGCUAUCAACUCCACAAUGGCAGCACUCACUCCAAGGUUCCUCAACACUUAGGCGCGGUUUCAGUUCUAGUCUGUUUUACUGCACUUCUGAUAUCCGUUGGAACUUCCUUUGUGAUUGUGCCGAGGCAAAUCAUGCCAUGGACUGGCUUGGUCUUGGUGUAUGAAUGGACUUUUACAAUCUUCUUUCUUUUGUUUGGUUGCUUCUUGCUUUUGGUGCAUCAACAUGGAAAGAAACUGUCAGUUCAUACAGAUUCAUCCUCCUUGGAUGAUUCUCGAAAAGGUCAUCAGCGAGGAAGUGUGUCUUGUGACGUUACUACAUUGUACUAUGGAUUAGGGAUGAUGUUUCUGGCUAUUGCUGCAGUUUCUUUGCCUUAUAUUUUAGGGAUCACCGCUUUAUUUCUUAGGUUGGGUCUUAUGGUUGGUGUAGCCAUAAUUCUAGCUGCCUUCAUGACCCAUGCUUCAGAGCAACUCGCGGUCAGAUGGUUCUUGAGAGGUCUAGAAGACCGUGGUGAAGCAUCGAGAUCAAAGUCUUUAUGUUUCAUGUGCUGACACAACCAAAAGCAAGACACCGGAGAAAAUGUGUCACCAUUGACCAUUGUAACUUGCAGUAACAAGAGCAUAUGAUCUGAACGUUUGUAGUUCUGUCUUGAGAUUGUUAUAUAGCUUUGUUCUUUCUUUGUCUCCUCUCUUUGUAGACAUUUGUACAGUUUAUAUUUUAAAUACUGAGAGAGUCCAUUUGUGCUCAAACAGUUAAAAAAUUUCACAUAAGAUUCUAUCA